AUGUUCCUAGGCUAUUUAGCUCCUCAGAAAAUUCCAGAGCGUAUUAUGAUGCCAAUUUUCAUUGUCCCCAAUGCAGGUCUCUCUAAUUUCAAUAUUAUCGAAACAAAAAGGAUUCUUGAGAUUGCAAGAAUCCCCCCAUCCGUGAACCAGAGGGAAAUUCAUCCUAUUCUUCUCAUGGCUCACCAGCCACUUGGGGGUCGACCACUCGAUGUUGUUCGCGGAAAUCCAGACACGCCCCUCCCAACUGAAGAUCCAAAGGCAUGUACAUUUAUCGUCCACUUUAUCGAGUCCUUUACCGAACCCAGUAUGAGGGGUGAUUUGAAUGGGGAAUCUGACUCUGAACAGAUUAAAAAUAUUGCUACUAGAUAUGAUGUCUCAACAGCACAGGCUACUCAUAUGACACAAAACAUCCAUCUCAAGAGACUACGCGAAGGAGAUCUUCGCCUCAUUGACCAAUUAUCAUCUCAGCGACUCGGAGGCCCUGCCAGGUUCCUCGACCCCAGCCGACAUCUAGGCGUUGAUAUAUUUGACGAGCAGAAUGAUCAGCCAGCCGACAAUCAUGCUCCGUGGGAUUGA
Penicillium angulare is the source of this 576-nucleotide messenger RNA. RefSeq lists its product as uncharacterized. The record is from RefSeq and is a predicted model, not a curated record. The transcript is spliced from 3 exons. Bases 1 to 576 code for a protein of 191 amino acids. NCBI's taxonomy places the organism in Eukaryota, Fungi, Ascomycota, Eurotiomycetes, Eurotiales, Aspergillaceae.